Molecule: messenger RNA, 1738 nt
Organism: Paralichthys olivaceus (Japanese flounder)
Lineage: Eukaryota; Metazoa; Chordata; Actinopteri; Pleuronectiformes; Paralichthyidae
Source: RefSeq, a predicted model, not a curated record
CGGAAUGUAUUCGGGGACGGACGUUAGCUCUAAUUGCGUACAUUGGCGGAGAGCGGAAACAUGAGCGCAGUUUGUUGUGUGUUCUGAUCUCACUUGUUCGGUAAAAGAAAACAAAUAUAUAAUCUUUACUUUGUUAAAGUCUCGGUCGGUCGCUAUGCCUCAUUCGGACCGGUCGAGCUCUGACGGCGGCGGGGGGCCUCGCAGUCCCCGGGCCCGGAGACCUCGGACUCGCUCCCGCAGCCGUAACCGCAGCGGCAGCCGCGAGCGGAGCCUGUCCCCGUACAGCUUCGGGCCUAAACUCCCGAAGCCGCGGAACCGGGAAAGGGAACGCGAGGAGGGGGAGCGUCGGUUCCGAGAGGCGAGGAACAUCCGACGGAUCCGCAUAGGAAGCCACAGCCGGUCCCGGUCCAGGUCCAGAGAGCGACACACCAACAACAACAGCAGCACCAACAACAACAACAGUCACAACCACUGGUCCGAGCAGAGAGACGCUCCAGGGAAACAUGGCAGCUUCAAAGAUGAUUAUUACUACGAACAACAGCGGGACGACGCUCAGAGACAGAGACAAGAGGCUUUUAUAGCCAGACGUCUCCAAGAGAGGGAGAGGUUCGGAGAGUUAGGUUGUCCCGAAGUUUGGGGAUAUUCACCAAGAGUAAAAGAACCAGACUCUGAUGAAUUCACACCAGUUGAAGAGGACGGGAAAAACAGCAGCUCAGAGUCAAGCUCAGAAGAGGAGAAGAAGAAGAAGAAGAAGAAGAAGAAGAAGAAAUCCAAGAAAAAAAAGAACAAAAAGCACUCAGAGGACAGUGAGCUGGAAUCAGAAUCAGAUGAAGAAGAAAUAAAGAAGAAGAAAAAGAAAAAGAAGAGCAAAAAAUCCAAGAAGUCCAAGAAAAAGAAGACAAAGAAGAGUCAUAAGGAGCCGAGCAACUCCAGUAAGGAGGAGUCUGAGGAGGAGGAGGAGGAGGAGGGGGGGGAGGAGAGAGGGGAGGGGGAGGAAGAGGAGGAGGAUCCGAAUGGAGUGAUGUGGGUGGAGAAAACCUGCAUUGAUGAGCAUGUGGUCGGCCCCGAAGCUCCGCUCACCAGCAUGUCCCAGGACGACAGACCAUUGGAUUUUGGUCAUGCGCUGUUGCCAGGUGAAGGUGCUGCGAUGGCAGAGUAUGUGAAAGCGGGCAAACGUAUCCCGAGAAGAGGAGAGAUCGGUCUCACCAGCGAUGAGAUUGCAAACUUUGAGAAGUCUGGUUACGUGAUGAGCGGCAGCAGACAUCGUCGUAUGGAGGCCGUGCGUCUGAGAAAGGAAAACCAGAUCUACAGUGCGGAUGAGAAGAGAGCUCUGGCGUCUUUCAACCAGGAGGAGAGGAGGAAGAGGGAGAGCAAGAUCCUGUCAAGCUUCAGGGAAAUGGUUUACAGGAAGACCAAAGGCAAGGAGGAGAAGUGAACGUCCACCAUUGUCUCUCAGAUCCUCUCUUUUUUUAUUUUAUUUUUUUAUCAGACACCUUUAUCUUAUUCUGGGACCUCAGGUGUCUAUUUUGAGAGAAAAUACAUUUUGGUUUUGGGGGAUGUACAGUGUGAGGGAGGAAUGUAACUGUAAAGAAACGUGCAAAGUUUGAAAAGUUUUCAGUUGUAUUAUUUGUCUCCAUCUUAUUGACCUGCUGGAUCUCGUCUUCCAUGUCAGACGUUCAGCCAUACAAUUCUUGUAUAAAUUGUUUGCAAAUAUUAAUAAAGUUUCGCAUCAAAGUUA